This is a messenger RNA of Cyphellophora attinorum, 621 nucleotides long. RefSeq lists its product as uncharacterized. Bases 1 to 621 code for a protein of 206 amino acids. NCBI's taxonomy places the organism in Eukaryota, Fungi, Ascomycota, Eurotiomycetes, Chaetothyriales, Cyphellophoraceae. The record is from RefSeq and is a predicted model, not a curated record. The transcript is spliced from 3 exons.
AUGCCAGUGACGAUCCACACCGACACAGUCUUCGCGGAGAUGGUAAGAUGGCCGACAACAGGCGAAGAAGUACUCAGUCGGCGGUGCGACUACAUCCCUGGUCGCUCAACUCCUGGAGCCGCUGGUCGCGGUGUUGGCACAAUCAUCGAUGAAGCUUUCCGAAUGGCGCGAGCCGACUCCGUCACUGGCUGGCGAGUAUGCGGCCUCAAGGUGAUGCAAGACGAUCUAAAAUCCCACCAAACCUCACCUUUUAACUCACAUCCAGCUAAACAAAAGUUUGGCAAUUAUGACUACUACCACUAUCGCAACGUCAAGAUCGAGAAGCUAAGCUGCUAUUACGACAUCGACAAACAUGUCUUCAAGGUGGCAUUAUCGGUUCCAACAUCAACGGAUACGCUCAUCGAGGGAACUUCACGUCUUCGAAACGACUCGGUCGCUGCGCUGAUCGUGACCAUACCGAAGGUCAAGGAUCCCAAAGUCGUCGAAACACUUGUCGUGUUCAUGCAAAUCGACAGCGCCAUGCGACAAAUGCAGGAAGGCUUCGUCCGGAAGGCCAUGACAGCGUGCCCGUAUAUCUAUUCUCGAGAUGCCAAACGCGGUCCACGAAAGCUGGCCACAUGA